ACCUCCCCCCAUGUUGAAACCUUCUUCUUCUUCUUCUUCUUCUUCUGCAGCAGCAGCAGCAGCAGCCUCAGCAGCAUCCACACCUUAUUCUUCUGCUGCCCCUCCUCUUCUUCCUCCUCCUCCUCCUCCUCCCCCUCCUCCCAAUUCCGACCAUGGCCUCACCACCAAAAGAAAAAGAAGACCCGCCGGCACUCCAGAUCCGGAUGCUGAAGUCGUUUCCUUAUCCCCCAAAACCCUUCUCGAAUCCGAUCGCUACGUUUGUGAGAUAUGCAACCAAGGCUUCCAAAGGGAUCAGAAUCUCCAAAUGCACCGCCGCCGCCACAAAGUACCUUGGAAGCUACUCAAGAAGCCACACACGGUGGAUGCCAUCAAAAAAAAGGUCUUUGUUUGCCCCGAGCCGACAUGUCUCCACCACGACCCUUGCCAUGCCCUUGGUGACCUCGUUGGCAUCAAAAAACACUUCCGCAGAAAACACAGCAACCAAAAGCACUGGGUUUGUGACAAAUGCUCUAAAGCUUAUGCUGUUCAUUCCGAUUUCAAAGCUCACCUCAAAACCUGCGGUACCCGUGGCCAUUCCUGUGAUUGUGGCCGUGUCUUUUCCAGAGUGGAGAGCUUUAUAGAACACCAAGACGCUUGCAAUAUCCGCCAGAUGAGGUCCGAUCAGUGGCAGCUCAUGCCAUUAUCACUCCCAUUACUACAAACCGCUAAUCCACUACGAGGGUUUCCAAUUUUAUCAUCAAACAAAGACCAUGAUCUCAAUCUCCAUCUCUCUUCUCCAAGCUCCGCCUUUUUGAAUCUCUCAAUUGGGUCCAACAAGGAGCCGAAUGACAAGCGUCAGCUCGAGCUCGCAAUCGAGGAGAAAGCAUACGCAGACGAAGCAAGACGAGACGCGAAGCGACAAAUCGAAAUCGCCGAGGUUGAGUUUACCAAUGCCAAAAUGAUAAGGCAGCAAGCUCAAGCGGAAUUGGAAAAAGCAAGGAUCUUGAAGGAAGAAGCCAGCCGGAAAAUGAGCUCCACCAUUAUGGAAAUCACUUGUGAAACUUGUCGGUUACAUUUUCACAUGAGCUCCGUCGCAGCAGCCGAAGAGACCUCGCUCGCCAUCAGCUACAUGUCGUCUGCUACGACAGAAGGUGACGGAGAAUGAAAUUCAUUAAAAAGAGAUUCAGAGUCAUCAAUUUUCAUAAUCAUCUCAUCUCGUAAAAUAUGAACUAAGUUGAACAAUUACAUUGGAGGGUGGAUUUGGUUUAUUAUUGUAUAUGCGAUGAUUAUUGCGGUGUCUC
Molecule: messenger RNA, 1280 nt
Organism: Cucurbita pepo subsp. pepo (vegetable marrow)
Lineage: Eukaryota; Viridiplantae; Streptophyta; Magnoliopsida; Cucurbitales; Cucurbitaceae
Product: zinc finger protein SHOOT GRAVITROPISM 5
Cellular component (GO): nucleus
Molecular function (GO): DNA-binding transcription factor activity
Source: RefSeq, a predicted model, not a curated record